Condylura cristata (star-nosed mole) is the source of this 8163-nucleotide messenger RNA. It is a transcript of the gene TLN1, whose product is annotated as talin 1. The transcript is spliced from 58 exons. The coding region runs from base 121 to 7749 and encodes 2542 amino acids. Gene Ontology annotation, cellular component: cytoskeleton; focal adhesion; plasma membrane. Gene Ontology annotation, biological process: platelet aggregation. The record is from RefSeq and is a predicted model, not a curated record. NCBI's taxonomy places the organism in Eukaryota, Metazoa, Chordata, Mammalia, Eulipotyphla, Talpidae. Gene Ontology annotation, molecular function: actin filament binding; structural constituent of cytoskeleton; integrin binding.
AGGGCGAGGCCCGAGCCCCACAGCCAGCCACCGGGAGACGAGAGGGCUCGCGGGCCGGCUGGCGGGGCGCAGAGCCGGGCAGCACAGGUCUAGCCAGGCUGGAGAGGAGAAACCGCCACCAUGGUUGCGCUUUCGCUGAAGAUCAGCAUUGGGAAUGUGGUGAAGACGAUGCAGUUUGAGCCGUCCACCAUGGUGUACGACGCCUGUCGCAUCAUCCGUGAGCGUAUCCCGGAGGCCCCGGCUGGCUCUCCUAGCGACUUUGGGCUGUUUCUGUCAGAUGAUGACCCCAAAAAGGGUAUAUGGCUGGAGUCUGGGAAAGCUUUGGAUUACUACAUGCUCCGAAAUGGGGACACCAUGGAAUAUAGGAAGAAACAGAGACCCCUGAAGAUCCGGAUGCUAGAUGGAACUGUGAAGACUAUCAUGGUAGAUGACUCAAAGACCGUCACUGACAUGCUCAUGACCAUCUGUGCCCGCAUCGGCAUCACCAACCAUGAUGAAUAUUCACUGGUUCGAGAGCUGAUGGAAGAGAAGAAGGAGGAGGUGACGGGGACCUUGCGAAAGGACAAGACACUGCUGAGAGAUGAAAAGAAGAUGGAGAAACUAAAGCAGAAAUUGCACACAGAUGAUGAGUUGAACUGGCUGGACCAUGGCCGGACACUGAGGGAACAGGGUGUGGAAGAGCAUGAGACGCUUCUGCUGCGGAGGAAGUUCUUCUACUCAGACCAGAAUGUGGACUCCCGGGACCCGGUGCAGCUGAACCUCCUCUAUGUGCAGGCACGAGAUGACAUCCUGAAUGGCUCCCACCCUGUCUCCUUCGACAAGGCCUGUGAGUUUGCUGGCUUCCAAUGCCAGAUCCAGUUUGGGCCCCACAAUGAGCAGAAGCACAAGGCCGGCUUCCUCGACCUGAAGGACUUCCUGCCCAAGGAGUAUGUGAAGCAGAAGGGAGAGCGUAAGAUCUUCCAGGCACACAAGAAUUGUAAGGAUUUGAAUGAGAUAGAGGCCAAGGUGAACUAUGUGAAGUUAGCUCGUUCCCUCAAGACAUACGGUGUCUCUUUCUUCCUGGUAAAGGAAAAAAUGAAAGGAAAGAACAAACUGGUGCCCAGACUUUUGGGCAUUACCAAGGAGUGUGUGAUGCGCGUGGAUGAGAAGACCAAAGAGGUGAUCCAGGAGUGGAACCUCACCAACAUCAAGCGCUGGGCUGCCUCUCCCAAGAGCUUUACCCUGGACUUUGGGGACUACCAGGAUGGCUACUAUUCAGUACAGACGACCGAGGGCGAGCAGAUUGCGCAGCUCAUUGCCGGCUACAUCGAUAUCAUCCUUAAGAAGAAAAAAAGCAAAGAUCACUUUGGACUGGAAGGAGAUGAGGAGUCUACUAUGCUAGAAGACUCAGUGUCCCCCAAAAAGUCGACGGUCUUGCAGCAGCAGUAUAACCGGGUGGGGAAGGUGGAGCACGGCUCUGUGGCCUUGCCUGCCAUCAUGCGCUCUGGAGCCUCUGGGCCUGAGAACUUCCAGGUGGGCAGCAUGCCGCCUGCCCAGCAGCAGAUCACCAGUGGCCAGAUGCACCGCGGACACAUGCCUCCUUUGACAUCAGCCCAGCAGGCACUCACUGGAACCAUCAACUCCAGCAUGCAGGCUGUGCAGGCUGCCCAGGCCACUCUGGAUGAUGUUGAUGCUCUGCCUCCCCUAGGCCAGGAUGCCGCCUCCAAAGCCUGGCGUAAGAACAAGAUGGACGAAUCGAAGCAUGAGAUCCACUCCCAGGUGGAUGCCAUCACCGCUGGUACUGCCUCAGUGGUGAACCUGACGGCAGGAGACCCUGCAGAGACAGACUACACAGCAGUGGGCUGUGCAGUCACCACGAUCUCCUCCAACCUGACGGAGAUGUCCCGUGGCGUGAAGCUGCUGGCUGCGCUGCUGGAGGAUGAAGGCGGCAGUGGCCGUCCCCUGCUGCAGGCGGCGAAGGGCCUUGCGGGGGCAGUGUCAGAGCUGCUGCGCACUGCCCAACCAGCCAGUGCCGAGCCCCGUCAGAACCUGCUGCAAGCGGCUGGGAACGUGGGCCAGGCCAGUGGGGAGCUGUUGCAGCAAAUUGGGGAAAGUGAUACUGACCCCCACUUCCAGGAUGUGCUGAUGCAGCUCGCCAAGGCUGUGGCAAGUGCUGCAGCUGCCCUGGUCCUCAAGGCCAAGAGUGUGGCCCAGCGGACAGAGGAUGCGGGUCUGCAGACCCAGGUUAUUGCCGCGGCCACGCAGUGUGCCCUGUCCACCUCCCAGCUGGUGGCCUGUACCAAGGUAGUGGCACCUACAAUCAGCUCACCCGUCUGCCAAGAACAGCUGGUGGAAGCAGGCCGACUGGUAGCCAAAGCUGUGGAAGGCUGCGUGUCUGCCUCCCAAGCAGCCACAGAGGACGGGCAGCUGCUGCGGGGGGUAGGAGCGGCAGCCACGGCUGUCACCCAGGCUCUGAAUGAGCUGCUGCAGCACGUGAGGGCCCAUGCCACCGGGGCUGGGCCCGCUGGCCGUUACGACCAGGCCACCGACACCAUCCUUACUGUCACUGAGAACAUCUUCAGCUCCAUGGGUGAUGCUGGUGAGAUGGUGCGCCAGGCCCGCAUUCUAGCCCAAGCCACCUCCGACCUGGUCAACGCUAUCAAGGCUGAUGCUGAGGGGGAGAGUGAUCUGGAGAACUCCCGCAAGCUGUUGAGUGCUGCCAAGAUCCUCGCUGAUGCCACAGCCAAGAUGGUGGAGGCUGCCAAGGGAGCAGCUGCCCACCCCGACAGUGAGGAACAGCAGCAGCGGCUGAGGGAGGCGGCUGAGGGGCUGCGCAUGGCUACCAAUGCAGCUGCGCAGAAUGCCAUCAAGAAGAAGCUGGUGCAGCGCCUGGAGCACGCAGCCAAGCAGGCUGCGGCCUCAGCCACACAGACCAUCGCUGCGGCUCAACAUGCAGCCUCUGCCCCCAAGGCUUCUGCUGGCCCCCAGCCCCUGCUGGCACAGAGCUGCAAGGCUGUGGCGUAUCAGAUUCCACUGCUGGUGCAAGGUGUCCGAGGAAGCCAGGCUCAGCCUGACAGUCCCAGUGCUCAGCUGGCCCUCAUCGCUGCCAGUCAGAACUUCCUGCAGCCAGGUGGGAAGAUGGUGGCAGCUGUGAAGGCCUCAGUGCCAACAAUUCAGGACCAAGCUUCAGCCAUGCAGCUGAGUCAGUGUGCUAAGAACCUUGGCACUGCGUUGGCCGAACUCCGUACUGCUGCCCAGAAGGCUCAGGAAGCGUGCGGGCCUUUGGAGAUAGACUCUGCGCUGAGUGUGGUACAGAAUCUGGAGCGAGACCUGCAGGAAGUGAAGGCAGCAGCUCGAGAUGGCAAGCUUAAACCUUUGCCCGGGGAGACGAUGGAGAAAUGUGUCCAGGACCUGGGCAACAGCACCAAAGCUGUGAGCUCUGCCAUUGCCCAGCUGCUGGGGGAGGUUACCCAGGGCAAUGAAAAUUAUGCAGGUAUUGCAGCUCGGGAUGUGGCAGGUGGGCUGCGGGCACUGGCCCAGGCCGCGAGGGGUGUAGCUGCCCUGACAUCAGACCCAGCAGUUCAGGCCAUCGUGCUUGACACAGCCAGUGACGUGCUGGACAAGGCCAGCAAUCUGAUCGAGGAAGCAAAAAAGACAGCUGGCCAUCCCGAGGACCCUGAAAGCCAGCAACGACUUGCCCAGGUGGCUAAAGCCGUGACGCAGGCUCUGAACCGCUGUCUUAGCUGCCUGCCUGGCCAACAAGACGUGGACAACGCCCUGAGAGCAGUUGGAGAAGCCAGCAAGCGACUCCUGAGUGACUCGCUUCCGCCCAGCACUGGGACAUUUCAAGAAGCUCAGAGUCGAUUGAAUGAGGCUGCUGCUGGGCUGAAUCAGGCAGCCACAGAAAUGGUGCAGGCCUCUCGGGGCACCCCUCAGGACAUGGCUCGAGCCUCAGGUCGAUUUGGACAGGACUUCAGCACCUUCCUGGAAGCUGGCGUAGAGAUGGCAGGACAGGCUCCGAGUCCGGAAGACCGCGCCAAGGUCGUAUCCAAUUUGAAGGGUAUCUCCAUGUCUUCAAGCAAACUUCUUCUGGCUGCCAAGGCCCUGUCCACAGACCCUGCUUCCCCCAAUCUCAAGACUCAGCUGGCUGCGGCUGCCCGGGCAGUGACUGACAGCAUCAACCAGCUCAUCUCCAUGUGCACCCAGCAGGCGCCAGGCCAGAAGGAGUGUGACAAUGCCCUCCGGGAGCUGGAGACGGUCCGGGAGCUGCUAGAGAACCCAGUCCAGCCCAUCAAUGACAUGUCCUACUUCGGCUGCCUGGAUAGCGUAAUGGAGAAUUCCAAGGUCCUGGGUGAGGCCAUGACUGGCAUCUCCCAAAAUGCCAAGAACGGAAACCUGCCAGAGUUUGGGGAGGCCAUUGCCACCGCCUCCAAGGCCCUGUGUGGCUUCACGGAGGCAGCUGCACAGGCAGCAUAUCUGGUGGGCGUCUCCGACCCCAACAGCCAGGCUGGACAGCAGGGACUGGUAGAGCCCACACAGUUUGCUCGUGCAAACCAGGCAAUUCAGAUGGCCUGUCAAAGUUUGGGGGAGCCAGGCUGCACCCAGGCCCAGGUGCUCUCUGCAGCCACCAUUGUGGCCAAACACACCUCUGCGCUGUGUAACAGCUGCCGCCUGGCUUCCGCUCGGACGGCCAACCCCACCGCCAAGCGCCAGUUUGUACAGUCAGCCAAGGAGGUGGCCAACAGCACCGCCAACCUCGUCAAGACCAUCAAGGCGCUCGAUGGGGCCUUCACGGAAGAGAACCGUGCCCAAUGCCAAGCAGCAACAGCCCCUCUGCUGGAGGCUGUGGAAAACCUGAGUGCCUUUGCGUCCAACCCUGAGUUCUCCAGCAUUCCUGCCCAGAUCAGUCCUGAGGGCCGAGCUGCCAUGGAACCUAUUGUGAUCUCUGCUAAGACAAUGUUGGAGAGUGCUGGGGGGCUGAUCCAGACAGCCCGGGCCCUGGCAGUCAACCCCAGGGAUCCCCCAAGCUGGUCAGUGCUGGCUGGCCACUCACGUACCGUCUCAGAUUCCAUCAAGAAGCUUAUUACGAGCAUGAGGGACAAGGCUCCAGGGCAGCUGGAGUGCGAGACGGCCAUUGCAGCUCUGAACAGCUGUCUGCGCGACCUAGACCAGGCCUCCCUUGCUGCGGUCAGCCAGCAGCUUGCUCCCCGUGAAGGGAUCUCUCAAGCGGCCUUGCAUACCCAGAUGCUCACCGCAGUGCAGGAGAUCUCCCAUCUUAUCGAGCCACUGGCCAGUGCCGCCCGGGCUGAAGCCUCACAACUGGGACAUAAGGUGUCCCAGAUGGCUCAGUACUUUGAGCCACUCACCCUGGCUGCAGUGGGUGCCGCCUCCAAGACCUUGAGCCACCCGCAGCAGAUGGCGCUCCUGGACCAGACUAAGACCUUGGCAGAGUCGGCCCUGCAGCUUCUGUACACGGCCAAGGAGGCUGGUGGUAACCCCAAGCAAGCAGCUCAUACCCAGGAAGCCCUGGAGGAGGCCGUGCAGAUGAUGACGGAGGCCGUGGAGGACCUGACGACGACGCUCAACGAGGCAGCCAGUGCUGCUGGGGUUGUUGGUGGCAUGGUAGACUCCAUCACCCAGGCUAUCAAUCAGCUAGAUGAAGGACCAAUGGGCGAACCAGAAGGUUCCUUUGUGGAUUACCAGACAACUAUGGUGCGGACAGCCAAGGCCAUCGCUGUCACUGUUCAGGAGAUGGUAACCAAGUCAAACACCAGCCCUGAGGAGCUGGGCCCGCUUGCUAACCAGCUGACCAGUGACUAUGGCCGUCUGGCCUCGCAAGCUAAGCCUGCAGCUGUGGCUGCUGAAAAUGAAGAGAUAGGUGCCCACAUCAAGCACCGGGUGCAGGAGCUGGGGCACAGCUGUGCUGCUCUGGUCACCAAGGCAGGUGCCCUGCAGUGCAGCCCGAGUGACGCCUACACCAAGAAAGAGCUCAUAGAGUGUGCCCGGAGAGUCUCCGAGAAGGUCUCCCACGUGCUGGCUGCACUCCAGGCUGGGAAUCGUGGCACGCAGGCCUGCAUCACGGCUGCCAGCGCCGUGUCCGGCAUCAUUGCUGACCUUGAUACCACCAUCAUGUUUGCCACCGCCGGCACGCUCAACCGAGAGGGCACUGAAACUUUUGCUGACCACCGGGAGGGCAUUCUGAAGACUGCGAAGGUGCUGGUGGAGGACACCAAGGUCCUAGUGCAGAAUGCAGCUGGGAGCCAGGAGAAGUUGGCACAGGCUGCCCAGUCCUCUGUGGCCACCAUCACCCGCCUCGCAGAUGUGGUUAAGCUGGGUGCAGCCAGCCUGGGAGCUGAGGACCCUGAGACCCAGGUGGUGCUGAUCAAUGCCGUGAAAGAUGUGGCUAAAGCCCUGGGAGACCUCAUCAGUGCCACAAAGGCUGCAGCGGGCAAAGUCGGGGAUGACCCUGCCGUGUGGCAGCUCAAGAACUCUGCCAAGGUGAUGGUGACCAAUGUGACAUCCUUGCUCAAGACUGUGAAAGCUGUGGAAGAUGAGGCCACCAAAGGCACGCGGGCACUGGAGGCGACCACUGAGCACAUACGGCAGGAACUAGCGGUUUUCUGUUCCCCAGAGCCACCUGCCAAGACUUCUACCCCAGAAGAUUUCAUCCGAAUGACCAAGGGUAUUACCAUGGCGACAGCCAAGGCUGUUGCUGCUGGCAACUCCUGUCGCCAGGAAGAUGUCAUUGCCACGGCCAAUCUCAGCCGUCGUGCUAUCGCUGACAUGCUUCGGGCCUGCAAGGAAGCAGCUUACCACCCAGAGGUGGCCCCCGACGUGCGGCUCCGUGCCCUGCACUACGGCCGGGAGUGUGCCAACGGCUACCUGGAACUGCUGGACCACGUGCUGCUGCCGACCCUGCAAAAGCCAAACCCAGAACUGAAGCAGCAGUUGACAGGACACUCGAAGCGUGUGGCUGGCUCAGUCACUGAGCUCAUCCAGGCUGCAGAGGCCAUGAAGGGAACAGAAUGGGUGGACCCAGAGGACCCCACGGUUAUUGCUGAGAACGAGCUCCUGGGCGCUGCGGCUGCCAUCGAGGCUGCAGCCAAAAAGCUGGAGCAGCUGAAGCCGCGGGCCAAACCCAAGGAGGCAGAUGAGUCCUUGAACUUUGAGGAACAGAUACUGGAAGCUGCCAAGUCCAUUGCAGCAGCCACCAGUGCCCUGGUCAAGGCUGCAUCAGCUGCCCAGAGGGAACUGGUGGCCCAAGGGAAGGUGGGCGCCAUUCCAGCCAACGCACUGGAUGAUGGGCAGUGGUCCCAGGGCCUCAUCUCCGCAGCCCGGAUGGUGGCCGCAGCUACUAACAAUCUAUGUGAGGCAGCCAAUGCAGCUGUACAAGGCCACGCCAGCCAGGAGAAGCUCAUCUCAUCAGCCAAGCAGGUCGCUGCCUCCACAGCCCAGCUCCUUGUGGCAUGUAAGGUCAAGGCUGACCAGGACUCAGAGGCAAUGAAACGGCUUCAGGCCGCUGGCAAUGCAGUGAAGCGAGCCUCAGAUAACCUGGUAAAGGCAGCGCAGAAGGCCGCAGCCUUUGAGGACCAGGAGAAUGAGACCGUGGUGGUGAAGGAGAAGAUGGUUGGGGGCAUUGCCCAGAUCAUUGCCGCACAGGAAGAAAUGCUUCGGAAGGAACGCGAGCUGGAAGAAGCUCGGAAGAAGCUGGCCCAGAUCCGGCAGCAACAGUACAAGUUCCUGCCUUCAGAGCUUCGAGAUGAGCACUAGGCAGGCACUUCUAUUUAAAGCAGACCCAGCCCAGAGACUGUGCCUGCCACUACCAAAGGUUUUGGGGUCAUAGGGCCCAACCUACCCAACCCCAACACUCCCAAAGUGCCUGCCAUUGCCAGGCCUGGCCCUGCCCAGUGCCACUGCACGUCCCGAUCUCUUCCCCAAAUCCAAGUGCCUUUGUGCCCUCGGGCCUCCUAAGUGCCUGCCCUUCCCAGAGUAUUAACGCUCAGAGAGUAUUAUUAACGCUGCUGUACCUCAGUCUGAACCUGCCAGGGGCCUAGCCCACCCCACCCUGCCAGCAGCUUCCAGCAUCCCCACAGCCACCUUCUUACCCUUUUUGAUACUGUGUUCUCCACUCUUUUGACCCAUGAGGUCCAAGCAGGAAAUGUCCCAAUAAAGGUGAUUCCUCAA